Messenger RNA from Carcharodon carcharias (great white shark), 1101 nucleotides. RefSeq lists its product as uncharacterized. NCBI's taxonomy places the organism in Eukaryota, Metazoa, Chordata, Chondrichthyes, Lamniformes, Lamnidae. The transcript has 3 exons. Bases 97 to 1080 code for a protein of 327 amino acids. The record is from RefSeq and is a predicted model, not a curated record. Gene Ontology annotation, cellular component: membrane.
UUAAUUUCCCCUUUUUCAGCAACAAAAUUGAAUUUGUUCAAAAACUCUGACUAAUUCUUUUUGGGAAAGAGACCAGACAUUUUGUUGAAAUCAUCUAUGGCCAGGAUGAAGAUACUUGGAGUGAUUAUCAUCUUGCUUCCUAUAGAGUGGACAGUGGGUUCACAGUGUGAAAGUACACCAAUAUUCAAGCAAGACGACACAGGCACUGCUCGCAACUGCUCCUUGGAGUGCCUGGAUUGGGACAAGUUAAAGCUUGAGGGUGUGAGGUUCCUGUCACUGGCUAACUGCAGAAUUUCCCUCAUUGAGAACAUUUCACAGAAUUCAAUUCUGGAGGAACUGAAUCUCAUGAAUAACGAAUUUCGACAUCUUUCACUGAAUCUCCUCCAAAAUUUCACAAACUUAAAAGUACUGAAUGUAAAGGGAAACCCUAUAACAUCCAUUUCCCUGAGCAUCAUUCAGGCAGUACAUGUUAUCUUUGAUUGUUCCUGUGAUGUUUUGAGAGAUCUGAUGCACAAUUGCAAUAAGGCAGUGAACUGCACACAGAGUUUCCUUGACAAUCUAAAUUGCACAAAUAAUUCCAGUGUGUUAAGUGUGGGCAGUUUCUAUCCUGCUGAGUGUGAGGGGCUGAGUCUCAUCCCUAUCUAUGUCCUUGUUCCAUUGCUCAUUGUUGUCAUUGUGGGAAUAUCUGUUUUUGUGCUGAUGAAACAGCGCUCCAAACUCAACAGCAGCGACCUUUCCCCCAACAAACGCCAUUCGGUUUCCACAUCAGAUCAUGGACAGCAAAGAUAUGCGAGCACAACAAACUGGAAAGAUGCAGCAGCAGUGACGGCCGGUACAGAACGUUCUAGAGAAGUGAAGCAGCAGUCGGUGGCUCAUAAGGAUUAUGAGAACGUGCUCAUGGAUGAAUCAGAUGGAGCACAAAGAAGAUAUGACAGGAACCAGAAGACCUCGGAUGAUACAUACUAUCUGGAGAGCACGCCAGCCUGUGAUAUUUACAUAAAUGAGCAGCCUGUAUAUUGUAACUACACAGGGUCCAAUGCUGAACCAGAGGAUGAUGUUUAUAUCAUGCCUGACAAUUAAAUAAAACAUCGUGACUCCCCA